Hemicordylus capensis (graceful crag lizard) is the source of this 952-nucleotide messenger RNA. RefSeq names its product coiled-coil-helix-coiled-coil-helix domain containing 10 (gene CHCHD10). Gene Ontology annotation, biological process: mitochondrion organization. The coding region runs from base 246 to 689 and encodes 147 amino acids. NCBI's taxonomy places the organism in Eukaryota, Metazoa, Chordata, Lepidosauria, Squamata, Cordylidae. The transcript has 4 exons. The record is from RefSeq and is a predicted model, not a curated record. Gene Ontology annotation, cellular component: mitochondrion; nucleus.
AUUGCGCCUGCGUGGACCGGGAGGGGGAAAAAAAAAAUGUCUCCAGAACGUUGUGGAUAAGAAGAAGCUUAGAGACUCCUCUGGCUGCGCCUGCGCCGAGGCAACGUUGAUUGAUACCUGACCUUUGGGCCACGUGGGUGCCGUUCUUGGAAAAGCUGCUGCGCUGGGCUGGAGCUCAAGGAGAGACUGCGGGCAAAGCAGGCAGCAGCAGCAGCAGGAGGUUCAAGAGACCCGGGAUCGAGAAGAUGCCCAGGGGUAGCAGGAGCGUCGGUUCCCGGUCGACUGCGGCCAGCAAUCCAGCCCCGUCUCAUGCCCAGCACCCCCCAGCUCACCCCCCUCCUUCGGCGGUGGCAACCCCAGCGCAGCCCCAGCAGCCGGGCUUGAUGGCCCAAAUGGCUACCACGGCGGCAGGGGUGGCUGUAGGCUCUGCCGUGGGCCACGUGGUGGGCGGAGCUCUUACCGGGGCGUUCAGCGGAGGGGGCAGCUCCGAGCCUGCGAAACCCGCAAGCACCAUCCAGGAGACGAGGCAGCAGCCGUAUUACCAGCAGCCCCAGCACGGCCCCUGCCACUACGAGAUGAAGCAGUUCUUGGAGUGUGCUACGAACCAGAGCGACCUGACCUUAUGCGAGGGCUUCAACGAGGCCCUGAAGCAGUGCAAAUAUAACAGCGGCGUUGCUUCUCUCCUCUGAAGGAACUUUAGUCCUAAUGCAUCAGAAUCGGAGAAACCUGGAGUGGAGCCAUGGACCCGAAGGGAAUGGAAAGGCUAGCGACCGGUGGACAUGGGAUGGGAGUGGAUCUCGCCAGAUCAAUUGACCUCUUUAGCGGUAUUCCCAGUUAUAGAUCAGUCGGCCAGGAGAAUUCUGGUUGAUGGUUCUAAGAGUGGCGUUUCUAGGACAUCGCUUGAAUGUGACCGAGAAAUGUGAAAUAAAUAGAGAUGGUUUAUUUUAAUCUA